This is a messenger RNA of Lachancea lanzarotensis, 1557 nucleotides long. It is a transcript of the gene RIM21, whose product is annotated as LALA0S13e00958g1_1. Bases 1 to 1557 code for a protein of 518 amino acids. The transcript has a single exon. The record is from RefSeq and is a predicted model, not a curated record. Gene Ontology annotation, biological process: cellular response to pH. Gene Ontology annotation, cellular component: plasma membrane. NCBI's taxonomy places the organism in Eukaryota, Fungi, Ascomycota, Saccharomycetes, Saccharomycetales, Saccharomycetaceae.
AUGAGCAAAGCCGAUUCUUGGCGCUAUGACAAAGGCAACAACACUUACGAGAGCUGUAAGGGCCUUAACUUAGGUAGUGGGAUUCUAUUGCGGUCCCACAAAGAUACCCCUAUGGCUUUUUACAACGGCAUCCAUUUUACCAGCUAUUGCGAUAAUGGAAUGCCGGUGUAUUCCGCUCUUUUAAAGACGGCAGAUUCGUUCCCAUAUUUAGACGCUAUCCAGCAGGACUGGAAUCAGUUUAUUUCGGUGGACGACAGCGACCGUGGUCCUUUCAAAUAUAGCAUUUAUGCGAUCUUGUUGUCGUUUACGGCAAAUUUCGUGAUCGUACUCUCUUUGACCAUCAUUGUGUUUAUCACAGUACGACAAAAGCCAUAUCGCGGGGCUUCCAACCUAUUGAAGCUCGGGAGUUCUCUGGCGUCCAUCAAUCUCACAAUAUUCGUGGCAAAGGCUUUAAACCUGCUAAAAAGCGAACAUGUCAACAAAGCCAUUGUUUCCACGGAUGAGGUGCUGGACCUGCUUGGGAGUGAUAUGGCGUUCACUUGUCUGGACUUUUUCGUCGUACUCAUUUGCCAGCUUUGUCAGGUUCAAAUUGUCAUGAGACUUUUCUCUCGCGUUCGAGAAAAAAGACUUGUUUUCCUCACAGGCUUCAUAUUAUCCAUCAUUUCACAGGUUUUGUGGGCUAUUCCUUCCUUUACAAAACUUGCCAGGAAUCACUUUACGGGAGGGUCCUACGAUGACGACGGUCUCAUCCUGCUAUCGCCUUUCGUGUACCUCUUGCGGAUAACAUUCUCUGCAUUUUACGCCAGCAUAAUCAUUUUCAAUGUGUUCAUCAAGCGGCAACUCUGUUUCCACAAUCAGCGAAUGACACUUCUCACUGUCAUCACAAUACUGAUUAUAUUUUUACAGCCAGCAUUUUUCGUUGCGGAUGUUACAAACAUCUGGGUCGAUGACUUGAGUGAAAUAUUCAACACUACAUGUUACGUUGGGUCGGCUGUGAUAGUUUGGCAAUGGGUCGAUCAUCUGCUGAUUUUAGAAAGAAAAGUGCAGGCACAGAGCGUGCUUGGUCGUCCAGUCUACGUGGACGAUCAAGAGGACAAUUAUUUUGCAAGGUAUGCCUUGAAAACUCAGGAACCGACUACUGUAAAUGAUGUCACCUCCAGUAGCAAUAGCAGUGGACCGUACGGAAACAUACCGUCCCAGAUCCCUGCUGCCCCCGAUGCUAACAAAGUAGAGUUUAGUGAGCGGCCACCAGUCAAGGAGAGAGUUUGGCAAGGUUGCACGAGAAUUGUAGACGGAAUGCUGUACUACACCGAUCAUUUCAUCAUUAAGGGUCUAGCAAUCAAAACUCUGAGUUUACACUCGAAAAAUAGCAGCGACGAUUACAGCAAGCGUAAAGCUAAGGUAAGGAGAAGGAUAGGUUUGGACAGACCAAAUGAAAUUUACGUUUACGCCACGAGGGAUGUCGUGUUUGAUUCAGAUGAAGCGGAAGAUGUUGGUGCGGUGCAAGAAUCAGGAGAAGAUGUAUUUCAUCAUGAGGAGGCAAGAACGUUUGCUUGA